Molecule: messenger RNA, 1239 nt
Organism: Triticum turgidum subsp. durum (durum wheat)
Lineage: Eukaryota; Viridiplantae; Streptophyta; Magnoliopsida; Poales; Poaceae
Source: the annotation of a GenBank genome assembly
AUGGCGCGAGCCUCGAGCCUGUCGCUGCUGCUCGCGCUGGUGGUCGCGGCGGCGACGUCGGCGGCGGGGGCCAGGGUGCCCGUGGACGCGGCCGGGAACGCGACGCUGAGCGAGCUCCGCGCGCGGCGGGGGCGGCGGGAGGCGCUCGAGAACGGCCUCGGCAGGACGCCGCAGAUGGGGUGGAACAGCUGGAACCACUUCUACUGCGGGAUCAGCGAGGAGAUCAUCAGGGAGACAGCUGAUGCAUUGAUCAACACCGGUCUGGCCCAAUUGGGCUAUAAAUAUGUUAACAUCGAUGAUUGCUGGGCAGAAUUAAACAGGGAUUAUCAGGGUAACAUGGUUCCAAACAAAAGAACAUUCCCCUCUGGCAUCAAGGCGCUUGCAGAUUAUGUGCACGCGAAAGGGUUGAAGCUCGGUAUCUACAGUGAUGCUGGGACACAAACAUGCAGUAACAAAAUGCCAGGAUCGCUCGACCACGAAGAGCAAGACGUGAAGACUUUCGCGUCUUGGGGAGUUGAUUAUCUGAAGUAUGACAACUGCAAUGAUGCUGGCAGGAGUGUCAACGAAAGAUACACUAGGAUGAGCAACGCCAUGAAGAAAUACGGGCAGAAUAUCUUCUUCUCACUCUGUGAAUGGGGAAACGAAAACCCUGCUACAUGGGCACGGGGCAUGGGUGGUAAUAGCUGGAGGACAACCGGCGACAUUGCUGACAACUGGGGCAGCAUGACAUCCCGUGCGGACCAGAAUGACAGGUGGGCCUCCUACGCUGGACCUGGUGGAUGGAACGAUCCUGAUAUGCUUGAAGUUGGAAACGGUGGGAUGUCCGAAGCCGAGUACCGCUCGCACUUCAGCAUCUGGGCACUUGCCAAGGCUCCUCUUCUGAUCGGGUGCGACGUGCGCUCGAUGAGCCCGCAGACAAAGACCAUAAUCAGCAAUCAGGAGGUCAUCGCUGUCAACCAAGAUAGCCUAGGCGUCCAGGGAAAGAAGGUGCAAUCCGAUGGUGGUUUGGAGGUUUGGGCCGGCCCGCUCAGCGGCAACAGAAAGGCGGUGGUUCUAUGGAACAGGCAGGGGUACCAGGCAGCCAUCACCGCACACUGGUCAAACGUCGGGCUUCCGGCAUCCGCGUCCGUCACCGCUCGCGAUCUAUGGGCGGUACACUCGUCGUUCUCCGCUCAGGGGCAGCUAUCCGCAUCGGUGGCGCCUCAUGACUGCAAGAUGUACAUCCUGACACCAAAGUAA